AUGGAACCAACAUUUUCACAAUUAUCGCAACAAGAAUGCCUUGCUGAGUUACUGUCUGUUUUCGGCAACGAAGCGCCACAUCAGUCGACAAUUUCCCGUUGGUAUGGAGAAUUCAAACGUGGACGGGUGAGUCUUAGCGACGAUCCCAGGGUGGGUGCGCCAAAAACGGGAGUCACCCUGGAAAACGUCGAUGCUGUGCGCAAACUCAUCAUUGAAGAUAGACAUGUGACAUAUCGCGAGAUUGAGGCGUCCUUGAAGAUCUCAAAGACCUCAAUUCACAAAAAUUUACAUGAAGAAUUAGGAGUAAGAAAAUUAGUUUCUCGUUGGAUACCCCACCUGUUGACUGAAAAGCAGAAAGCAGCCAGGGUUAAUUGGUGUCAAAAAACGCUUGACCGUUUCAAUUCCGGAGACUCAAAAAAUGUGUACAGCAUUGCUAGUGGUGAUGAAUCUUGGAUUUACUGUUAUGAACCAGAAAAUAAACGACAGUCGGCUGUUUGGCCAACAAAAGUCAUCCGUUCUCGAAGUGUUUCGAAAAAUAUGGUCGCGGCAUUUGUGUCAAAAGCGGGUCAUAUUGCAACAAUUCCUCUUAAUGACCAAAGAACUGUUACUGUGGAUUGGUAUAUCACCAUUUAUUUGCCAAAAGUCAUCACCGAGCUUCGAAAAAUCAACCCCGAAAGAAUAAUCAUCCUCCACCAAGACAAUGCAAGCUCGCACACAGCCCAAAAAACAAGGCAGUAUUUAACGGAAGACAACGUGGAAUUAUUGGUCCAUCCUCCAUAUAGUCCCGCUCUAAGUCCUAACGAUUUCUUUACUUUCCCGAAAAUUAAAAACAGACUGCGUGGUCAAAGGUUCCAGUCACCAGAAGAAGCAGUUGACGGAUUCAAAAAUGCCGUUUUGGAUCUGCCAGCAAACGAGUGGAAUAAGUGCUUCGAAAAUUGGCCAUAA
Acanthoscelides obtectus is the source of this 945-nucleotide messenger RNA. NCBI's taxonomy places the organism in Eukaryota, Metazoa, Arthropoda, Insecta, Coleoptera, Chrysomelidae. The record is from the annotation of a GenBank genome assembly.